This is a messenger RNA of Insectozyma verbasci, 4575 nucleotides long. Lineage: Eukaryota; Fungi; Ascomycota; Pichiomycetes; Serinales; Debaryomycetaceae. The record is from the annotation of a GenBank genome assembly.
AUGAGGUAUAAUUAUAUACUACUACUAUUUAUAUAUUUGAUUAAUGUAUCAAUUUGUGAUAAUUAUAAUGAUUUAUUAAAAAUUACUAAAUCUUCAUCAAUUGGUGUUCCAAGAGAAGUUAAAUAUUUUGAUGAUUCGUCAAAUAUUUUGACUCUAAGUCAAGGUAAUGUUUAUAUAAGCUAUAAUGAUGGUUUACAAUUUGAUAAAAUUAAAGAUGUAAAAGAAUCUGUUAUUUAUUUUGAAAUGGAUCCAUUUAAUAAAAAUCGCGGGUUUAUAUUCACUAAUUCCAAUAAUCAAUAUUAUACAAAUGAUAAAGGUAAAACUUGGAAGAAAUAUAAAUUUGAUUUAUUUAAAGAACAUGAUCAAAUUAUAUCUGGUCCAAGAAUUCAAUUUAAUGCUGAAGAUUCAAAUUAUAUUUUAAUUUCAAAUUAUCAAUGUCCCCAAGGUCAACAUGAAUUUGAUACAAAGUGUAAGCAUAAAUUCUUCUAUACAAAAGAUGGAUUUUUAUCUGAUCCAAUAGAAUUGAAAGGUAUUGAACCACAUUCUUGUAAUUUUGCAAAAUCAUCCAAAACUUCCACAAUAGGUGAUAAACUGACAAUAUAUUGUUCUGAAAAUACAUUAAAUUCUUAUGGUCAUGUAAUUGAAUCAAAAUUAUAUAAAUCUAAUGACUUUUUCAAAAAUAAACAAGAAAUAAAAUACUCAGAUUCAAAUAAUAUAAUUAUUGAUAUUAAAGUUGAAGAAGAUUUCUUGAUUGUUGUUUCAAGAAUGGAUAAAUUUAAUGAAAAAUCAAAUAUUGUUGUAUUUGUAUCAAGAGAUGGUGAAAUUUUUAAUAAAGCAGAUUUAAAUAUUGAUGUAAAAUAUGGUGUUAUGUCAUUUUUACCAAGUUCAAUUUCUUCAUUAUUUGUUCAAAUUACUGAUUUUCGAUCUCCUACUGGUUUACAAACUGCUACUUUAUAUUCAACUGAUUCAAAAGGUAUACAUUACACAAAGUUAUUAGAUAAUAUUGAAGGUGGUAAUGUUCAAAAAGUUGAAAAUAUAGAUGGGGCAUGGAUUGCAAAUAUUGCAAUUGAUGGUGAAAAUGAUGAAAAAGAACAAGAAAAGAAUUUCUUUGAUUUUUUAUUUGGUGGUGGUUUUUCAAAAGAUUUUAUAACAAAAUAUACUUAUAAUGAUGGUAAAGAUUGGGAUUUACUUAAAAUAAAUGAUGAUGAUUCUUGUAAAAUUGAAGAUGGUUGUUCAUUACAUUUAUUUUCAAAUUCAGAAUUAAAUAGUGAUGGUAAAUUUGUAACUGGUCCAACUCCUGGUAUUUUAAUUGGUGUUGGUAAUAAAGGUAAAAAAUUAAUUGGAAAUGUUGCUAAAAUGAAAACUUAUAUUUCAAGAGAUGGUGGUAUAUCAUGGACAAAAGCUUUAGAUCAACCAUGUAUAUUUUCAUUUGGUGAUCAAGGUAAUAUUAUUAUUUGUAUGCCAUAUAAUGGUAAAAAAGUUCAUGAUCCAUCAAAUUCUAUUUAUUAUUCUUUAAAUCAAGGUAAAUCAUGGGAAAAAUAUGAAUUAGAUGAAGCUAUUUAUCCUUUAAGUAUAUUAACUACAGUUGAUGGAACUUCAAAAAAAUUUAUAAUUGAUGGAUUUAAUAAUGUUGGUCAAAAUCCUGAUAAUGCAAAUGAUAUAAUUUAUACCAUUGAUUUUUCAAAUGUUUUUGAUAAAACUUGUCAAGAUUCUGAUUUUGAAGAUGUUUAUGCCAGAAAUAGUGUUUGUGUUUAUGGUCAUAAAGAAAAAUUUAGAAGAAGAAAACAAGAUUCAAAAUGUUUUGUUAAUAAAUUAUUUGAAGAUGUUCAUGUUUAUGAUGAACAAUGUCAAUGUAAUGAACAAGAUUUUGAAUGUGGUAAAGGAUUCAAAUCUGGUAAACGUGGUGAAUCAUGUAUACCUGAUGCAAAACAAAUUGUUAAAAUGUGUAAAAAUACUCAAGAUAUUUUAGAAUUAGAUAAUAAAAAUUUAAUUGCUGGUAAUAAAUGUGAUAUGGGAAAAAAGAAAGAGACAGAUUUUAUAACAAAACACACUAUUAAAUGUAAUGAUUAUAUGAAUUUACCAGAUAAAGGAGAUAAUCAUCAAAUUGAAGUUAAUAUUAAUGAAUUCGAAGAUAAGUUAAAUUUUUAUAACUAUAUCCAACAAUCAAAUGACUAUAAUUCUGGUGAUAACAUCAUAAUAAAGACUGGUGAUCAAAAAGCUUACAUUUCAAAUAAUGGUGGUGUUUCUUUUGUUAAAAUUCCAAUUCAUGAUAGAAUUUUAGGUUAUUAUGUUGGUGCAUUAGCUGGACAAUUAAUAUUAUUAACUGAUUCAGAUAUAAUUUAUGUUUCACAAGAUGGUGGUUCAACAUUUACAAAAAGAAAAGCACCAAGUGCAGUUGGUCAAGGCAAAGUUAUUACAUUUCAUAAAAAUAAUAUUGAUAAAUUUUUAUGGAUUUCAAAUGGGAAUGCUUUUAUAACUGAUGACUAUGGUGAAAAUUUUCAUAAAUUAAGUGAUCAAGUUGAAAGUUGUGAUUUCGUAGGUGCAAUAUUUAACAAAAAUGAUUUAAUUUAUUGUGCAAAAUAUGAUGAUAACAAAUUAGGAUUAUUUGAAAUAAAUGGUAAUUCAAAGAAAUUAUUUGAUCAUAUUGUUGGUUAUGCAAUGACUGGUAAAUAUGUUAUUGUAGCUACUGUUAAAGAUCAAUCAUUACAUGCAAAAGUUACAAUUGAUGGUGAAACAUUUGCUGAUGCUGAUUUCCCUGCUGAUUUAAAAGUUAUGGCUCAACAAGAAGCAUACACUGUUUUGGAUUCAUCAACUGAUUCAAUUUUUAUGCACGUUACAACUGAAACUAAACCUGGUUUUGAAUAUGGAAGUUUAAUAAAAUCAAAUUCAAAUGGUAGUUAUUAUAUAACUGCAUUGGAGAAUGUUAAUAGAAAUAGUUUAGGAUAUGUUGAUUUUGAUAGAUUAGAUGGUUUGGAAGGGUCAAUAAUUGCGAAUAUUGUACUGAAUCCAAAAUCUGGAGAUAAAAAGAAGUUACAAACUUUAAUUUCACAUAAUGAUGGAAGUGAAUGGGAUUAUUUAGUUCCACCUCCAAGAGAUUCUCAGGGGAAUAAAUAUGAAUGUACUGGUAAACCUUUAGAAAAAUGUGCAUUACAUUUACAUGGAUUUACAGAAAGAGUUGAUUAUAGAGAUACUUUUUCUUCUGGAUCAGCAACUGGUUAUUUAAUUGGUAUUGGUAAUGUUGGUGAAUAUUUAGAAGAUAAAUCAAGUGAUAAAACAUCAACAUUUUUUAGUGAAGAUGGUGGUAUAAUAUGGAAAGAAAUUAAAAAAGGGAAAUAUAUGUGGGAAUAUGGUGAUAGAGGUACAUUAUUAGUAUUAAUUAAAUCUGAUGAAGAGACUAAUACAUUAUUAUAUUCAUUAAAUGAAGGUGAUACAUGGAAUGAAUAUAAAUUUAAUGAAGAAAAAUUGAAAACAUUAGACUUAGCAACUGUUCCAACUGAUACAUCAAGAAAGUUUAUGAUACUCACAGAAAAUCCAAAAGAUUCAUCAUCUUUCUUAUCAUUUAGUAUUGAUUUUACAAAUGUUUAUUCUAGACAAUGUCAAUUAAAUUUAGAUUCACCCGAUCAAGAUGAUUUUGAAUAUUGGGUACCUAAACAUCCAAGAUCAACUGAUUCAUGUUUAUUUGGACAUAAAUCAAGUUAUCUUAGAAGAGCUUUAGGUCAUAAUGAUUGUUUUAUUGGAAGUGCUCCAUUAUCUCUUGGUUUUAAAAAACUGGAAAAUUGUUCAUGUACUAGAAGAGAUUAUGAAUGUGAUUAUAAUUAUAUUAGGGAUAUUAAAGAUAAUACAUGUAAAUUAGUCAAGGGUUUAUCAUCAAAAGAUUAUCAAAAAUUAGAAUGUUCAAAACCAAAUUCAUUUCAAUAUUUUGAAAGUACAGGAUAUAGGAAAAUCCCACUUAGUACAUGUCAAGGUGGAAAACAAUAUGAUAAUUGGAAUCCAAAGGCAUGUCCAGGAAAAGAAUCAGAAUUUAAAAAAUAUUAUAAUUUACAAGUUUCUGGAUCAAAAUUAUUUUCAUUAAUUUUUAUCCCUUUGAUUAUUUUCAUUAGUGUUACUUUUUUCGUUUAUGAACGAGGUAUUAAACGAAAUGGUGGAUUUGCAAAAUUGGGUCAAAUAAGAUUAGAUGAAGAUGAAGAUUUACAAUUAAUUGAACAUAAUGGAGUAGAUAAAGCUGUUAAUAUAAUUGUAAAAUCUGGAAUUUAUUCAUUUGCGUUCCUAAUUGCUUCAUUCAAAACAAUUCAAAAAUUAGAUAGAAGUUUAUUGGAAAAAUUGGGAUCUGUUAUAUUUAAAAGAUCACCAGGUAGAAGAACUUAUGUUUCUUUACCUAAUGAAGAUGAUGAAUUUAAUGAUAUACUAGAUGAAGAAGAAGAAUUAGAAAAUAAUAAUCAAGAUGAGAGACUUUUCGAUAUUUAUGAUGAUGAAGAAGAAGAUGAAAAUAAUGAUUUAUCAUCAAAUCAACAACAACAACAAGAACAAGUACAAGAACAAGAACAAGUACAAGAACAAGAACAACAAAAAGAUUAA